AUGACUUCCUGUUCCGGCCAGCGCUUUGCGUUCGAAUAUCAGCCAUCCUUCGUGUGUUUUCCCCUUGAACAGUUCGGCCUCGGGGACUCCAAGUACGACGGGAAGAUCGAACUGCUAGAUGGAGAAGACGGAGCAGAAGCCAAGUACACGAAAGCGCUGGAGAUCUCCGGAGGAGAAGAAAAGCUGAGAAGCUUUCAGGACUUCAGUAAAGAGCUGCAGAGGAAGCAUGGCCUCCACGAGGAGCAGAAAGGCAUCAUUGAAGCCGGCGAGCGCGCCGCACGUAGCGUCAAGGUAAAUUUUCAGCCGUUCUUUCCAACGUUGGAUGAGCUCUUUGAGUUUGCGCACAAGCACAAGCACCAUUUCUUCGACCUUGUGGACAGGGUCGCGACAGCCACCCAUGGUACCUGUGCAAAGCCGCCGCUGAAAGGCAAAGAACGCUGCGAGUCAAAGGCAAGGUUUAAGUACAUGGACGCGGCCGGAAACAUUGAAUGGCACAGACUUACUGACAUCGUUCGAGACACGCUCAGCUACGAGAACUUGGAAGAUAUGUACGAUGGACUGAAGCUGAUCGACGAGGACAAAAACGUUGAAAUCGUGGAGUUUAACGACCGGUAUCAGACUCCAUUGGAUGGCGGAUACCGCGACCUCCAGCUUACGCUUCGAGUGCAAGGUGAGUUGGUCUGCGAGCUGCAGCUUACAACAAAGUACAUGCUCUUCAUUAAGGAGUCGAGUGGACACAGGGUGUUCGAGGUCAAACGACAGCUCAUCGCAGAUGUAGCUGCCAACAGCGAGCUGGGGUGUCGGAAAACACUCCUCUGGGCUGGAAAGGACGCUGAGGCUGUGCUGCAGGAGAAGAAGAAGCCCAUGCUCCACAUAGCAGCUUCGCAGGGCAACUCCCGCAUGGUGCAGCUCUUCCUUGAGCACAGGGCGGAUGUAAACCUUGAGGAAAAGACUACUCGGCGAACGGCCCUGCACGAGGCGAUGGCCAAGGGGCACGCUUGUGCAGCGUGGGCCCUGAUCUCGGCGGGUGCGAAGCAAGACGUCCAGGAUGCAGACGGGCAGACGCCACUCUUGCUCGGACUCUUGCGCCAGCGCGUGUACCCCGAGAACGAGGCUGUGGCGAGGCGGGCCUCGAAGCUUUCGAAGUCAACUCCCCAGUAG
Messenger RNA from Symbiodinium necroappetens, 1161 nucleotides. The record is from the annotation of a GenBank genome assembly. NCBI's taxonomy places the organism in Eukaryota, Dinophyceae, Suessiales, Symbiodiniaceae.